Odontomachus brunneus is the source of this 3124-nucleotide messenger RNA. RefSeq names its product cytochrome P450 9e2-like. NCBI's taxonomy places the organism in Eukaryota, Metazoa, Arthropoda, Insecta, Hymenoptera, Formicidae. Bases 39 to 2975 code for a protein of 978 amino acids. The record is from RefSeq and is a predicted model, not a curated record. Gene Ontology annotation, molecular function: oxidoreductase activity, acting on paired donors, with incorporation or reduction of molecular oxygen; heme binding; iron ion binding. The transcript has 2 exons.
AUCACGAAUUGAUUCUGAUAAGGAUCCCAAUAUUCGCAAUGGAAUUCUGGACGAUACUGCUAUCCACCGUGAUAGGUCUACUUGGUAUACACUAUCUUUUUAGAAAAUUCAAUUACUUCAAUAGAAACGGUAUUAUCCAUGUUCCAUCUGUAUUAAUACUUGGUGACAUGGCUGCGAUUAUAUUUCGCCGGAUAUCAUUCGCAAAUUUUCUCCAAAAGCUCUAUUACUACAAACCGAACGCGAAAUAUUUUGGAUUCGGUACAUUGCAACCUGUAAUUUUAUUGCGCGACCCGGAGCUUAUCAAGGAAAUCUUCAUCAAGAAUUUCGAUUCGUUUCCUAAUCGCCAAAGUUUAAGCGAAUUUAAUGACAUCUUAUUUUCAAAAAAUUUGUCCGCCCUUCGCGGACAAAAAUGGCGAGAUGUAAGGGCUUUAUUGAGUCCGGCCUUUACAUCCAGCAAGAUGAAAACCAUGUACACUUUGAUGACAGAAUGCGCUGUGAAUUUUGUCAAGACUCUAUCGUACAUAUCAGCAAAGAAGAGCGACAUGGAUAUGAAGAACAUAUUCUCCAAGUAUACAAAUGAUGUCAUUGCUACAUGUGCCUUUGGAAUUAAAGUGGAUUCAAUGAACGAUCCCAACAACAAUUUCCACCACUAUGGCAAAGAAGCGACUAAUUUCAUCAGGGGCCGUGCAUUCAAGUUUAUGUUCGUUAGAACAUUCCCGAAACUCUCGAAUCUUCUACGUCUAAGGUUUCUAAGCAACGAUGCUACCAACUUUUUCAGAGACGUUAUACAAACCACGAUUGCUACUCGUGAUGCUAAAAACAUUACGCGUCCGGAUAUGAUACAGUUGAUGAUGGACAUGAGGGGUAAACAUGAAAACGAGAGAGAAUUGAGUAUCGAUGAUAUGGUUGCACAGGCGUUUGUUUUCUUUCUUGGAGGUUUCGAAACUAGUUCAAUCGCGAUGUCCUUUAUUGCCCAUGAAGUUGCAGCUAAUCCGGAUGUUCAAGCGAAGUUAUGGCAAGAGAUCGACGAAGUUUUGGAAAACUCAAACGGUGAAGUGACUUACGAAACAAUCAAUGGGCUUAAAUAUUUGGAUGCGGUAAUAAGCGAAGUUCUCAGAUUAUAUCCGCCGGCUGUAUUUAUUGAAAGACAAUGUGAGAGACCUUAUGAAUUGCCGCCCGCAUUGCCAACUGAGAAAUCCAUCAUCCUGAAGAAAGGUCAAUUAAUCUGGGUCCCGAUCUACGCGAUUCACCGUGAUGAAAAGUACUAUGAUGAACCGGAAAAGUUUUGUCCGGAAAGAUUUUUCGAUAAGAACUCAUAUUAUAAUUCUCCGUGUUACGCUCCGUUUGGAUUAGGGCCGCGGAUGUGUAUAGCGAAUAGGUUCGCGUUGCUCGAGAUCAAAGUCUUAAUGUUUCACCUGUUAUCGCAGUGCGAGCUGAAACCUUGUGCGAAAACUACUUUACCGAUGAAAUUAAGCAAGAAAGGUUUGGCUAUGAUGCCGGAAGGUGGAUUCUGUAUCCACCAUCUUUUUAGAAGAUUCAAUUACUUCAAAAGGAACGGUAUUAUCCAUGUUUCACCUGUACUGGUAAUUGGUGGUAUGGCUUCGGUCCUAUUUCGCCGGAUAUCACUCGCAGAUUAUCUCCAUAAGCUCUACUACUACAAACCGAAUGCAAAAUAUUUUGGAUUCUACGCCACGUCGCGACCUGUCAUUUUAUUACGUGACUCGGAGCUUAUCAAGGAAAUCUUUAUCAAGAAUUUUGAUUCGUUUCCUAAUCGCCGUGGUUUGGGCGAAUUCAAUGACAUCUUAUUUUCAAAAAAUUUGUUCUCUCUUCGCGGACAAAAAUGGCGAGACGUGAGGACUUUAUUGAGUCCAGCCUUUACAUCCAGCAAGAUGAAAACUAUGUACAACUUGAUGACAGAAUGCGCUGUGGACUUUGUCAAGGCUCUAUCGUAUAUAUCAGCAGAUAAGAGCGACAUGGAUAUGAAAGACGUAUUUUCCAAGUAUACGAACGAUGUCAUCGCCACAUGUGCUUUUGGAAUUAAAGUCGAUUCCAUGAACGAUUCCAUCAACAAUUUCUACCUUCAUGGCAAAGAAGCUACUAGUUUCCUUGGGACCCGCGCCUUAAAGUUUUUUUUCGUUAGAACAUUCCCGACACUCUCGAAUCUUCUCCGUCUAAGGUUUCUAAGCGAGAAUACUACCAACUUUUUCAAAGACAUUAUACAAACCACGAUCGCUACUCGCGAUGCUAAAAACAUUACGCGUCCGGACAUGAUACAGUUGAUGAUGGACAUCAGGGGUAAACGUGAAAACGAGAGAGAAUUGAGUAUCGAUGACAUGGUUGCACAGGCGUUUGUUUUCUUUCUCGGAGGUUUCGAAACCACUUCAACCGCGAUGUCCUUUAUAGCUCAUGAGCUUGCAGCUAAUCCGGAUAUCCAAGCGAAGUUACAACAUGAGAUCGACGAAGUUUUGGAAAACUCAGACGGUGAAGUGACUUACGAAACAAUCAAUGGGCUUAAAUAUUUGGAUGCGGUAAUAAGCGAAGUUCUCAGAUUAUAUCCGCCGGCUGUAUUUAUUGAAAGACAAUGUGACAGACCUUAUGAAUUGCCGCCCGCAUUGCCAAGUGAGAAAUCCAUCAUCCUGAAGAAAGAUCAGUUAAUCUGGGUCCCGAUCUAUGCGAUUCACCGUGAUGAAAAGUACUACGAUGAACCGGAAAAGUUUCGUCCGGAAAGAUUCUUCGAUAAGAACUCAUAUUAUAAUUCUCCGUGUUACGCUCCGUUUGGCUUAGGACCGCGGAUGUGUAUAGCGAAUAGGUUCGCGUUGCUUGAGAUCAAAGUCUUAAUGUUUCAUCUGUUAUCGCAGUGCGAUUUGAAACCUUGUGCGAAAACUACCUUGCCCGUAAAAUUAAGCAAGAAAGGUUUGGCUUUGAUGCCGGAAAAUGGGUUCUGGCUGAAAGUACAGCGUAGAAACAAUAUAUAAUCUAAGAUUUAAGCUUAGUAAUACAGCGUCUUAAUUAAUUCGUGAAGACGUAUUAAGCGCACUGAAUGUGAAUUAAAUUGAAUGCAACCUGUUGUGUAAUGUUUUAUGAUGUACGGAAUAAAAAGUAAUAUGAAACAGUCUGUAAUCAA